AUGAAUAAAUAAGUUUAUAUCAACUUUGAUACAUUAGAUUAUGAUAAAAUUAAUGGAAAUGCAUAAGAAAAUAUUAUGAUAGAGACAUCUAUUUCAUCUUAAGAAACCUGUGAUGAAAUUUAUAAUUUAAAUUAAAACUUAAUUAUAUUUUGCUAAAGUUAAUUUAGUUUGAAGUAAUAUUCUGUUAAUUUAUUGGGCUAAACAAAUCUUAUACUUGAAUAUGGUGUUUCUAUUUAAAUAUAAGAUCAAUACAAGAAGAAAUAAUAACAAAUUUUAGGAAAAAAUUAAUUUGUAAUUGUAUUCUAUUAAUGUUCUUAAUGGACAAUUCUUGAAAUUAAUCAAUAGUAAAUAUUGCUUAUUUUGCAAUCGAAAAUAGAUUAACAUAAUUCAUUAUUUUAAGAUUUAUAUAAAGUGGAUGAUGUACUAAUUUGUGAAAUAGAUGUAUAAAUAAUCUACUUUAUUGAAGGAAAUAAUUACAUUUAAGUAAGAUGAAAUUCUAAUUAUAUUACCAUUAAAAAAAUGCUUGAACAUUAUGAUAAUAACAUAUUUAAAAGAAAAUGAUUCAUAAUCUAUUUAAAAAUUUGAUAAUGAAAUUGAAUUAAAUAAUCCUUAUAAAAGUGAUCAAAUAUAUUUAUUGUCCAAUCUCCUAGUUUUAUAAAAUUAAACAGAACUAAUCAUUAGAAUUGAUAAACACCUAAUUCUAACAUAUUUUAUUCUAAACUUGUCAUUAACUUUUCUGAAAGAAGAUAAUUUAUUUUAUUAAUUAGACAAAACUAAAAAUAUAUUAUAAUUCUAUAGAUAUUUUCCUAUAAGUAGUUUCAUUGAACCAAAAUUAAAAUUUGUAUAUUUUAUUCUGAAAACAGAUGGAUCAGAAAGAUAAUCAUUAAUGUACUGUUUUAAAAUGUAAUAUGAAAAAAAUUUGGAUAUAAAAAUUAACAAAAAAGAAUAUGUCUUAAAAAAAAAAGAUUGCUAAAAUAGAUAGAAAAUUAUAAUAAAAACACAUGAUUUUGAAUAAUUUUUAUUCUAAAAGGUGACUUUUUAUCAUAAUGAAACUAAAGUUGUUAAUUUAAGUAUCUGGAAUCAUUAAAAAGAUGAAAACUUAUGUUAUUAACAAUUAUAAAGAUAUAAAUUUAAUAGCAAUAUUAUUUUAAUAUCAAUGCAAAUUUUAAAUUACAUAGUUUUUUAACUUAAAAAUUAAUUGUACUUCCACAAUUUUGAAUAAAACAAAAUAUAAAUGAGCAUAGAUACUAAUCAAUUUGAAGUAUUUCGACUUAAUUAAGAUUAUUAUAUAAUUGAUAAAAUUAAUAAAUAAGUAAAAGUAAUUUUAUUUCACUCAGGAUCGAUAAAUUAAAUUUAAUUGCAUUCUAAUAUUGAAAUACUAAAAGUAUAAAAGAUGAAUCAAAUAAUAAUAAUCUUCUUAAAAGAUGAAAAAAAUCCAAUUAUAAUAUCCAAAACAUACAACUAAAAAAUAGUAAAAAGUAUCUUUCAUAACAUCUUAAUUACCCAAAUGAAAUUAUUUUUAUUAAGAAUUUGGAAAUUAUAAAUUUAUUUAAUACUUGAAUAUCUUUACCUAAGAAUUAAAUGGAAUUGUAAAGUUUUUUCAUUUACCAGAUGUCUUAAUUGUAUCUGCGAAAUCAAAAUUAAAAGAUAUCUUUUGUAUUUUGUCAGUAUAAUUUGA
Messenger RNA from Paramecium primaurelia, 1678 nucleotides. NCBI's taxonomy places the organism in Eukaryota, Ciliophora, Oligohymenophorea, Peniculida, Parameciidae. The record is from the annotation of a GenBank genome assembly.